Mesorhabditis belari is the source of this 1728-nucleotide messenger RNA. NCBI's taxonomy places the organism in Eukaryota, Metazoa, Nematoda, Chromadorea, Rhabditida, Rhabditidae. The record is from the annotation of a GenBank genome assembly.
AUGAACAACUCGUAUCUCCGAUGGGCGAUCAAUAUUCGGGAACUCGAAAGAUCGGUCAACUUUGAGAAUUUCUACCGUUUCGCCGUGCAAUGUGUCACCGAAAAGGAGUACGAGGAACAUCGAAAGUUUGUCUACAAAGACGAUUCACUCGCUUGUCUCGUGAGUCGUUUGUUGGCGAGGAAAUUUGGUGCAAUCGCUACAACGAGUCAAUGGAAUCGAGUGGACAUACAGAGAACAAAACGCGGAAAACCGUUUGUGAAUAGUCCGAGUACCUCACAACGAUUCAAUAUCUCGCAUCAAGGAGAUUAUGUAGUGCUCGCCUCGGAUUCUCAAUACGAAAUCGGAAUUGAUGUGAUGAAAAUCGAUGAAAGAGAAGAUGCGACAGCCGAUGAACAUCGUCAAAAAAUGCAGCGUCUUUUUACGCAAGGAGAACAUUCGUAUAUGGCAUCAAGGAGCGGUGAAUUCGAGAGAUGGAAAGCGUUUUACAGGAUUUGGACUCUCAAAGAAGCUUUUCUAAAAGCUACAGGAGAGGGGCUAAUAAAUGAUCUUAAAAGAGUGGAUUUUCAAGUAGAUGAACGCGAGAAUGAAGCCCAGAUGAAAUUGGGGACAUCGGUGAGAAAAGACGGGAUAUUGCAAGAAGAAUUCAUCUUUGAAGAAUUUCAUGCGACGAUCGUCAAACAUAUGCUAAACUUUUACGACGUGCUGAAAAUUCAACCAGAAGCUUCUUUUGAAGAAGUCAAGAAGGCGUAUUUUACUUUUCUACGACGCGUGCAUCCUGACAAAAAACACGAAGAAGCUGACCCGACAAGUGUCACGCUGGCAACACUCAUUUGGAACACUUUAAAGGAUUCAACAAAACGCCGUGAGUACGAUCUAUUUAUUCGAGAGCAAGAACUACGCGCGAAGAAAGGAACCAUCAUCGAGCAAGUCGUGAUUGACGCAAAAGACGUCGAAAUUGAAGAAUAUUGUCGCUGUGGAGAUCAAUUUCUUGUGAGAUCCAGUGAGGCUGAGCAAAUUGUCGAUCGAGGAGUUUUCGAGUGUGCAAGCUGCAGUCUUUGUUUGGAAAUGUUUACUUCACCAGCAGCUGACUCGUCUUUUGGAGCAGACGAGAAUCGGAUUCGUCGUUCGACCGCAAAGAUUGUCGUGUUGGGCGAAAGUGGUGUCGGGAAAAGCUCUCUAUGUGCAUCGCUUGCAGGAAGUCUUGGCGAAAACCACUCAAGCACGGUUGGAGCAAAAAUUUCUCUUGUUCGUCACGCGUACCGAGCAGGUACUGUCGAAUCAAGAAAAGAGCUCGUUUCUUUGUGGGACAUUGGUGGACAAGCUGCACAUCGACAAGCAUCCGCGGUUUUUCUCGAUGGAGCACAUGGAGCCAUUUUAGUACACGACCUCAGCAAUAGCAAGAGUGAGGAAAAUCUCUGGCAAUGGAUGUCUCUUUUGGAUCCGGAAACGGCGAAAAGAACACCUCAAAUGGCUCGUCCACUCCUUUCUUAUAUCGAAAGCGCCCAUAUCCCAAUAUUGUUGAUUGGAACGAAAGCAGAUCAGGCACCAAAUCGAAUUGCGAACAAAGGAGAACGAUGCCCAUAUGAGCGAAUCAACGUUGACUGUCGUCGGGCGAUUGCACCCGGAUCAACAAACAGCAUAAUUUUAGCCAGGUUUUUCGAUUCAGCCAUCGACCGUGUGACCGCGCCAAUUGCCGAUACAAAGAGAAGGGUAUUUUGGCCGACCUCA